ACGCGUAAAAGAGGAUUUCCAAACGCACGCCUUUCGUUUUUUUUUUAAAAAUUGCUUUGUUCAACCGAGCUCAUCUGGCACUGUCCACGGAACCGCAACAGCAACAACAAAAAUAAGGCGCAGAAAGUGAAAUUAUUGAACACUGACAAACGUAUUUUUGUUCAACGAAGAGUAAGUUAAUGAAGGGAUGCAGGACUUUCUUGGUGCGCACAAGGCAGGUGUCCCUGAAGGCGCCAUGGAUCGGUUUGGAUACAGUGAGAGCCGCUUUCAGACAGCAGGACCCGUUUCCAUCAGAUGACUGGAAGCGCUGUCCGUGGUGAGUGAGGAUCAGCCCAUUUUCGAGCCGCCCUUCCCCGCAGCCCCAGCCAUGCACAUGAAGGCUGAGAUGACGUCGCCCGGCGGGUUCAGCCAGGCCUCCAAGCAGAGUCCCGAGCCCACCGAGCCAGAGUGGGUGGGGUCAGCAGCGCCAAACCCUGGGAAAAGAGGCGAACACGUCAAUGGAACCAGCCGUGAGUCCCCUGUGGACUGCAGCGUCACCAAACGCUCCAGACACAUGAGUAACGACGGGGCCCCAAUGCCGUACCAGGCCUCGUACGUGGAGCCUCGUGUCAGUCCCCAGACCUCCACCCCACCCAGCAGCACCACAGAGGAGAAGAGGGUCAUCGUGCCAGCAGAUCCCGAGGUUUGGACACAGGACCACGUGCGACAGUGGCUGGACUGGGCCAUCAAGGAGUACGUCCUGGAGGAGGUGGACGUCAUGCUCUUCCAAGCGCUGGACGGCAAGGCCCUGUGCAAGAUGACCAAGGACGACAUGAUGCGUCUCACGUCGGCCUACAACGCAGACAUCCUGCUCUCGCACCUCAAUUACCUCCGGCAGAGUAGCCCUACGUUUUCAUACUCCACAACUCCCACCAACAACACACCACCACCACAACAACCACCCAGACUACAGGUGAAAGCAGAGAGCGGGUUUGAUGAGAUCAGCCGCAGAAACAGCUGGCCGGCAAACACCAUGACUGCAGUGCCUAAAGGUUCUUCCAUGGAGCACCAACACAGCACAAGAGUUACAGAGCCUGCUCCAAGAAUUGUGCAAGACCCAUAUCAGACAUUAGGGCCCAUAAGCAGUCGGCUAGCCAACCCAGAAGGCCAAGCCCUCAGCUCAUCCAAGAACCGAACAGGCAAACAAAGUCCAUACAAGCUCCCUGACCCCAGCGCUCACAGGCCUGUGGGUUCAGGGCAGAUUCAGUUGUGGCAGUUCCUGCUGGAGCUGCUGUCCGACAGCAACAACGCCGGCAUCAUCACCUGGGAGGGCACCAACGGCGAGUUCAAGAUGACCGACCCUGACGAGGUGGCCAAGCGCUGGGGUGAGCGCAAGAGCAAGCCCAACAUGAACUACGACAAGCUGAGCCGCGCUCUGCGGUACUACUAUGACAAGAACAUCAUGACUAAAGUGCACGGCAAGCGCUACGCCUACAAAUUUGACUUCCAAGGCAUCUCGCAGGCACACCAGAAUCACGCUGCAGAAGGAGGGAUUGUUAAGUACCAGACUGAGAUGUCUUAUGUCCAACCCUACCACAGCCACCAGCCCAAAAUGAACUUCAUGAGUGGCCACCCUGCACCUAUGCCCGUCUCCCCCGGCAACUUUUUCGCCCCUCCGUCACCAUACUGGAACUCCCCCAACAGCCCCAUCUAUCCUGGGACAGCCAUGACCAGGCAUCCCACCACUCACUCCCACCUGAGCUCGUACUACUGAGGACAGGGCAUUUCACACCUGAACGGGAUAACACGGGAGUGAAACCCACGAGUGCGAGAAGAAACUCAUGCACACGCCAUCCAGGAUGUACCUGAGCUGAACCCCGUCUAAGAUGAAGGUGAUAUGACGCUACGGUCUGUUUUAUAAGGGCAUUAUGAAGUUGUCUGUCACAUUAUGUUGCAUCAUGGUCUUAAAAAUGGACAGAACAUGAGGGUAAAUUAAUUCUGUAAUGAAUGGAAAGGAUUGGUAUUGUACUCUACCAGGAGUUUUCUUUUCUGAAUACACUGAUGACAAUAUAUUACCAGUCAUUCAGUUGUUAUGAAACCAAGUUUUUUUUUUCCAUUUGUAAGUACACUGUUUGAUAGUAAUCCAUUGUAAAGACAGAAGUCAUACCCUUUACUGUGUGAGUAGCAUAAUGGUUUUGUAACAGUUCUUUUCACAUAGGUCAAAAUAGCAGUUUUCACAUUUAAUGUGACUGACAUUUGUAAAAGAAGUUGUACAGAAUGACUGUCAUGUAGCAAUUUAACAUUUACUCGUGAUGUAAAGCUAAUAAAUAAUGGUUGUACC
Molecule: messenger RNA, 2320 nt
Organism: Seriola dumerili (greater amberjack)
Lineage: Eukaryota; Metazoa; Chordata; Actinopteri; Carangiformes; Carangidae
Gene: fli1rs
Product: Friend leukemia integration 1 transcription factor-like
Exons: 10
Coding region: 368-1753 (461 amino acids)
Biological process (GO): cell differentiation; regulation of transcription by RNA polymerase II
Cellular component (GO): nucleus
Molecular function (GO): DNA-binding transcription factor activity, RNA polymerase II-specific; sequence-specific DNA binding
Source: RefSeq, a predicted model, not a curated record